Molecule: messenger RNA, 2631 nt
Organism: Clonostachys rhizophaga
Lineage: Eukaryota; Fungi; Ascomycota; Sordariomycetes; Hypocreales; Bionectriaceae
Source: the annotation of a GenBank genome assembly
AUGGAACCGUCUACCAAGAAACGAAAGCUGGCCCCCAAGGUCACCCAUAUUCCAGCCGACCCAGCUGCCGUCCAGCCUUCACAGCACCCCUCUGAAUUGCACCAUCACAUCCUUCAGCCACAGGAACCGCCACCCGAACGCCAUGACUUCGAGACGUACGCCCGCCAUCUCCAAGAUGCCGCCAUGCUCAUCCAGCGACAGACCGAGCGCCCAUCGUCCUCGUAUAAGGAAGUUUCUGUCCUCAUGCUGAGAUGGGAGGACGAUGACAGUGUCGAACAAGACUUGAUUGCUCUUAGCCGUGUCUUUGAGUCUCGAUAUCACUAUCGCACACAGCGAUGGCUUAUCCCGACUGUGGCCAAUCCAAGCAUCAAGCUCGGUGUUCAGAUGGCCCAAUUCCUGGAACAUGCAAGACCCGAUCACUUGCUUGUCAUAUAUUACGCGGGCCAUGGCUAUGUUGGGUCCGAUUCACACCUCUACUGGGCAUGCAAACCUGGACCUGAUGCAGCAAGGCUGAAGUGGGAUGGCGUUCGUUGUCUCUUCGAAGACGCCCAGGCCGAUAUACUCUUUCUGCUGGAUACCUGCGCGAUCCCCGACUCACCAAGCUCGGGAAGCAAUGGGCUUAAGCAAGCAAUUGCCGCCGGUAUUCCUGGAAAGGACAAGCGAAGUGACACCGAUUCUUCAUUUACCGUCAAUCUCGUGGAAGCUCUCCAGAAGAUGAGUACUGGAAGGCAAUUCAGCGCACAGAGGCUCUUUGAGGAAGUCAAAUUUCUCCAGCAGCAGCGCCAGUCUCACCCGCCUCGCUUCGUGAAUGGUUCUGGGGGCACCCAUCUCCCCAAACCGCAGCAACUGCCAGUAUUCUUCACCGUGACGCCCGGGAAAUCUCAGGGACUGACAUUGUCCCCCGUAUCUGUAUCUGGGGGAACACAGCUGCCUACAUCGGGCGAAUCCGAUCAGUCGCCUGUGCGUGGACUUGAGGAGCGCCUCAUAGAUCCUGUUGCGGCGACUGAUAUCCGAUUUGAUGAGCAUCGUAUCUUGGCAUGUACAACAUUCGUCGGUGACGCUAGCCCAGACAUGUCCUUUUUUCACCAGUGGUUGCAAAAUACUCCGCCUUUGGGCGCCAAAAUUGCCGUAGAGGGGAUGUUCCUUGGACCCCCGACGAUGCUUCUCAUUUCGAUGCCCCAUUCCGUCUGGAACAUAGUUCAGCACGAUAAGGUCUGCUGCUUCCUAGGCUACAUCAGCUCGCACAACAUGCUCCAUCUCUACGAGAAGCUCGUCGGGCCCACACCGGCCAAGCCAUCUAUAAACGAGGCUGACGGAGGGCGAAUCUUGUUGGAAGCGAAAGAAUACCCCCCCAGGCCACCGGUGCAAAGCCAAGAGCACGAGAGGCGAGAGCAUGAGAGGAGAGAGCACGAGUUGAGAGAGCACGAGAGGAGAGAGCACGAGAGGAGAGAACACGAGAGGCGUGAGCACGAGCGGCAUGAGCAGAAUGUGCACGCUACUCCCCCAUCUGCAGCUCGGAGCACACCUGCUUCUAAAUAUCGGACCCGUGAGAGCUUGACCCCAGGCCAGUUUCCUUCAGGCCCUGGCGCUACGCCAACCAAACCAAAAGACGAAAACGAGGGGUCGGCGGAGAUGCGGGAAGCUGCAGAACAGCUCAAAGCUCUGAGUCAUAUGAGGCACCGGAGUGAUGACAGCACCCAAGGGUCGGAGAAGCCACGAACAACGUUACCCAACGGCACAUCCGAUUCGAGGCACAAAGUGCGUAGGUCCUCUAAUGAUGAUCACGAAGGAUCCAACGACUCUGGAGAUGUGCGAACCAGCCCCCAGCGUGUCAAAGUUCCGAGGCGUGCUCAGCCAAAGCAUGAGACCCGGUGCCACCAUUGUACUCACGCGCCAUUCCGUGAUUCCUCGUCUCUGCGAAAACAUAUCGCUGCGGCCCACACACGACCAUUCCCCUGUGCCUUUUCAUUUGCAGGCUGCAGCAGCACGUUUGGAUCAAAAAACGAAUGGAAACGGCACAUCACUUCUCAGCACCUUUGUUUGCAGUAUUACCGCUGCUCUUCCUGCCCGAAAGGUAAUGGUGAAGGCAGGGGUAAUGAGUUCAAUCGGAAGGAUUUGUUCACCCAACACCUUCGUCGGAUGCACGCUCCCACGCAGAUAAAAAAGCCCCUCACAAAGAGCGAUACGAAAAUCCAGACUGAGUGGGAGUCACAUGUCAAGCUUAUGCAAGAGAAAUGCUUGGUAAAUCGGCGGCAUCCACCACAGAAGUCGGCAUGCCCAAACCCAGACUGCCUGACGGUGUUCGAGGGAGCAGGCUCUUGGGAUGAAUGGACCGAACAUGUUGGCCGGCACAUGGAGAAGGGCGAGGGUAACAAGGCCUGGGUUGAUAAACACCUGAUCAAUUGGGCUCUCGACGAGAAUAUCAUUGAGUCACAAGGCGGUGGAUACCGCCUUCUGUCUGGUGCAAAUGGAAAUUCUUCACCCAACGGUGAGAGCAAUUCCACUGGCGAGGUCAAAGACUCAAUCUCUAUUCAACCGCCGACAAGAUCAAGCGCAGAGUCUCUGAAACCAGACGAAGACUCGCCCGGAAAAGAGCCAGACUCCGCAAUUGAUUGCAUGGAGGUUGAUUGA